GCUUCUUCAAAAAAUACUGCCAAGAAAGAACGAAACAGUGGCAAUAAAUCGCUCAGUUCUUCGACGCCAAGUGUUAAAGACACCAACUUCGCGGAAUACCCGAGGCAUGCAGCGCCAGACUCGGUCUUCAGAUAGUUCAAGAAGUAAAUAUAUGACGUCGCCUCUUUCCUUAGAUAGUAUUCGAAAAGGGAAGAAAAGGGGAAGAGGAGUGGCACAAAAUUCUGGCAGCACCGGUACCAAAGACAAACAAGGAGAUGUUUCCAAAUCAACGAAAACGGAAAAAGCUGCCAGUGGUAAGAAAAGAAAAAAUAUUCAUGAAGAGCUGGAAAUAGGUGUUGUUGAAAAAGUACGAAAGGAUGAAUAUACUAAUGCAAAAAGACAAAAAAUAAUAGCUGCUUCUGACGAAGUAUCAAACGUAACAGACUCGGCUAUACUUCCAUUCUCCGAUACGACAGAGGAUAUGCAAUGUGGCCAAAAAGUAAUUGCAGACACGCAUUCAGAUAACCUUUUCUUGAGACCACCAACACCGAUCAAAGUCAUACGCAAUUCCGAAGCUAAAAUAUUACCUACACCAAGUAGUUUUACUGAUUCUGAAGUAGUAUUCGUACCUCCGCCAGACGCAAAUAAUAAAAAUCAACAGAUUGUUAUAUUAUCCAGUUCAACAGAUGAUGGCUCUCUAUCGUCUCAACAAUCUGCACAGAGUCGUAGAACUCGGGCACUCAAGCAAAAGAAGUCACUGAAGCGUCCUACAACAGACCGCGAGCGAUUAGCUGAAUUGUCUACAACGCCCACAUUCGGUGAACUGUUAGCUAAACAGCAACGUAUACACCGGAAAUCACCUGAUAUAUUUAGUGCAAGCACAGACCUUGGAUUGACUUGUACACAACAACCUGCCGCGGAUGGAAAUGAUGGAGUUGAGUCUUUUAAAGGCUUCAAGAUAUUUGGCUCCGAGGUCAAACAAAUGCAGCAACAGAACGCACACAAUUCCACACACAACGGCAAACAAAAUAAACCAAAAGUCGUGCUGAGUCGGGGCCGAUCGUGCUUGAAUAUUCUUGAAAAAAUGUUUGAUGAUCCCCAUACCGAAGAUGCCACUAAUAAAACACAAAACAAGCAGUCAUCGAAGAAAUCAGUAGACGACAAACUAGUAAAAAGGGCGACGAGACGAAGUCAACCAGUGAUGCCGUCAUUACCAAACACUGCUAAUGCCGCUCAACUGCAGCAAGUACAAAACCAGGACCAAUCUAAGCAAAAGCAAACCGUUAACAGUACCACCACUCAAAUAAUAAGCGGUCCGAUGGUGGACGAGGAAAUAUUUGAAAUUACAAAUAAUGAUGCUUUUGGCAGUGUGAUGCGAAUCAAUUCUAAUGGAGAAAUAUCGCCCGUUCAAACUGCAGCUCGGAGCCAACAACUAACACAGCACAAUAAAAUUACUAAUUAUCUUAUCGGUUCGACCCAACUGACACCAACGGAGACCACUCUGGACGAACGUACGCCCAGCAAACGCGUACAAACGCAGUUUUCAGGGACGCUAGCGCGCAGAUCUCCGAAAAAUAGAUCAACACAAUCGACAAAACUAACCAAAUGGUUUCAGAAAAAUGCUACGCAAAAUGCCUCUCAAUCGAAUGUAGAUCUGCAAGAAAUGCGUGCUAGGAAGCAUACCAGGAGCGCAAUUGCUAAGCGACUUAAAAGACGUUGUCUGGAGCUGUCCUUCAAAAACUGAGAGAAGGAUGCGCUGAGAUGAGAUACGCUGUGUAUAUGAUAAAUCUGCAUGUAUGUAUGCACAUUAAUCAAAUUAACCUGCAUGUAUUUAAACAAUUUAGACAGU
Molecule: messenger RNA, 1828 nt
Organism: Rhagoletis pomonella (apple maggot)
Lineage: Eukaryota; Metazoa; Arthropoda; Insecta; Diptera; Tephritidae
Product: protein suppressor of underreplication-like
Exons: 2
Coding region: 107-1723 (538 amino acids)
Source: RefSeq, a predicted model, not a curated record